Vitis vinifera (wine grape) is the source of this 7312-nucleotide messenger RNA. RefSeq names its product protein SWEETIE. Bases 176 to 6970 code for a protein of 2264 amino acids. NCBI's taxonomy places the organism in Eukaryota, Viridiplantae, Streptophyta, Magnoliopsida, Vitales, Vitaceae. Gene Ontology annotation, biological process: carbohydrate metabolic process. The record is from RefSeq and is a predicted model, not a curated record. The transcript has 48 exons.
CCUCGGCCACGGGACCCAAAAAUUCGUUUUCAUUCCCAGACUUAUUGGUCUGUUAUUCAGAGGGGUUCCCAAUAUAUAUGGUAUAUAUUCUGAUGAUCCACAGUGAAGUACAGUUGUUGAAACUUGGAACUUAGAAGCCUCUGCUUCGUAUUCUCUCUCUCUCUCUGCAGCGCCCAUGGCGAAGAAGUACGUGAGAGAGAAUGUACCGCUUUCUAGAUUUGGCGUAUUGGUGGCGCAGUUGGAGUCCAUUGUCGCCUCCUCAUCUCAGCAGCCUCCCGACGCUCUUCUCUGCUUCGAUCUCCUCUCAGAUCUCAUCUCCGCCAUCGACGAAGAACCUAAGGAAUCUAUCCUGCUGUGGCAAAGGAAAUGUGAGGAUGCGCUUUAUUCUCUGCUUAUUCUCGGUGCUCGAAGGCCAGUGCGGCAUUUGGCAUCAGUGGCAAUGGCGAGGAUUAUUUCAAAGGGAGACACGAUUUCAAUAUACUCAAGAGCGAGCACCCUCCAGGGGUUUCUCUCUGAUGGAAAGAGAAGCGAGCCUCAGCGCCUUGCAGGUGCUGCACAGUGCUUGGGAGAAUUAUAUCGCCUUUUUGGUAGAAGGAUCACUUCGGGUUUACUUGAAACGACUAUUAUUGCAACAAAACUUAUGAAGUUUCAUGAGGAGUUUGUAAGACUAGAAGCUCUACAUAUGCUUCAGAAUGCAUUGGAAGGCUCAGGUGGUAGUGCCGCUUCUUCAGCAUAUUCUGAGGCUUUCCGUCUCAUCAUGCGGUUUGCUGUUGGUGAUAAAUCAUUUAUUGUUAGAAUAGCUGCUGCAAGGUGUCUGAGGGCAUUUGCCAACAUUGGUGGACCUGGUUUAGGAGCUGGAGAAUUUGACAAUUCUGCCUCUUAUUGUGUCAAGGUUCUUGAUGAUCCUGUUUCAUCUGUCCGGGAUGCCUUUGCUGAAGCUUUGGGUGCAUUGGUUGCUCUUGGAAUGAAUCCUGAGGCACAGGUGCAACCAAAAGGAAAAGGUCAUGUUACUCCAACAAAAAAACUUGAAGGUGGUUUGCAGAGAUACUUAGUUUUGCCUUUUGUGAAAGCCAGUGGAGUUCGGUUGAAGAACAUCCGAAUUGGCCUAACCUUUUCGUGGGUAUUUUUUUUACAGGCCAUUCGUCUGAAGUAUUUGCAUCCAGAUAGUGAGCUUCAAAAUUUCGCUUUGCAGAUCAUGGACAUGCUUCGAGCUGAUAGUUCUGUUGAUGCACAAGCACUGGCGUGUGUUCUCUAUAUUCUUCGAGUUGGUGUGACGGAUCAGAUGACAGAACCCACUCAAAGGAGUUUUUUAGUUCUUCUUGGGAAGCAGCUUCAAUCUCCUGAUCUUAGUCCUUUCAUGGCAGUUGCUGCUUUGCGUACUUUGUCAUAUACUCUGAAAACACUGGGAGAGGUCCCACUGGAAUUCAAGGAAGUUCUUGAUAAUACAGUUGUUGCAGCAAUGUCUCAUUCUUCACAGCUUGUACGCAUCGAGGCUGCUUUGACACUGCGGGCAUUGGCUGAGGUUGAUCCCACCUGUGUUGGUGGUUUGGUUUCUUAUGGGGUGACAACACUAAAUGCCUUAAGAGAAAAUGUUUCAUUUGAAAAGGGAAGCAAUCUGAGAGUUGAGCUUGAUUCUUUGCAUGGACAAGCUGCUGUUUUAGCAGCUUUGGUAUCCAUUUCGCCAAAGUUACCUCUUGGCUAUCCAGCCAGAUUGCCUAGAUCAGUGCUUGAAGUUUCAAAAAAAAUGCUGUUGGAAUCUAGUCGGAAUCCUGUGGCAGCCACUGUUGAAAAAGAAGCUGGAUGGUUACUUCUAUCAUCAUUAUUAGCUUCUAUGCCAAAGGAGGAGCUUGAAGAUGAGGUUUUUGAUAUUCUUUCCUUGUGGGCUUCUCUAUUUAGUGGAAAUCCAGAACAUCAAAUUAUGCGAACUGGAGAUUUGAGUUCCAGCAUAUGUGUAUGGUCUGCUGCAGUUGAUGCGCUUACUGCAUUUGUAAAAUGCUUUGUUCCAUCCAACACUCUGAACAAUGGUAUUUUACUUCAGCCAGUGCUACUAUACCUCAGUAGGGCUUUAUCCUAUAUAUCAUUCCUAGCAGCCAAAGAACUCCCAAAUGUGAAGCCUGAACUGGAUAUAUUCAUUAUCAGAACAUUAAUAGCUUAUCAGUCUCUUCCUGAUCCAAUGGCAUAUACAAGUGAACAUGCUCAGAUUCUUCAAUUAUGUACAACUCCAUUUAGGGAUGCUUCUGGAUGUGCAGAAAGCUCAUGCUUGAGGUUGCUGCUUGACAAUAGAGACGCAUGGUUGGGUCCUUGGACUCCUGGAAGGGAUUGGUUUGAAGAUGAACUUCGUGCUUUUCAAGGUGGAAAAGAUGGCCUUGUGCCUUGUGUUUGGGAGAGUGAAGUUUCUAGUUUUCCUCAGCCGGACACUAUAAGGAACUUGUUGGUGAACCAGAUGCUCCUCUGCUUUGGAAUCAUGUUUGCUUCUCAGGACAAUGGUGGGAUGAUGUCACUUCUUGGCAUGCUUGAACAGUGUCUAAAAACUGGAAAAAAGCAACUAUGGCAUGCAGCCAGUGUCACGAACAUAUGUGUGGGGUUACUUGCUGGAUUAAAGGCUUUGCUUGCAUUACGCUCCCAUGGAUUAGGAUUGGAGAUAUUAAAUUCAGCACAGGCUAUCUUUCAGAAUAUUCUGGCAGAAGGAGACAUUUGUGCAUCACAACGUAGAGCAUCAUCAGAAGGUCUUGGUCUUUUAGCUCGUCUUGGAAAUGAUAUGUUUACUGCAAGAAUGACAAGAUCGCUACUUGGUGAUCUAACUGGAGCAACUGAUUCAAACUAUGCUGGAUCAAUUGCUGUUGCGCUUGGUUGUAUUCAUAGAAGUGCAGGAGGAAUGGCGUUGUCAACUUUAGUACCUGCAACUGUCAGCUCCAUAUCUUCACUGGCAAAAAGUGCAAUAUCUAGUUUAAAGAUAUGGUCUUUGCAUGGGCUUCUUUUGACCAUUGAAGCUGCUGGUUUGUCCUAUGUAUCUCAUGUUCAGGCAACACUUGGCCUUGCUAUGGACAUUCUUUUGUCUGAGGAGAAUGUGUGGAUUGAUCUUCAGCAGGGUGUGGGCCGCCUUAUAAAUGCUAUUGUUGCUGUUCUUGGUCCUGAACUUGCACCAGGCAGUAUUUUCUUUUCACGCUGCAAGUCUGUGAUCGCAGAGAUAAGCUCCUGGCAAGAAACAUCGACUCUUCUUGAGAGUGUUCGCUUUACCCAGCAACUUGUUCUUUUUGCUCCACAAGCUGUUUCUGUUCACUCCCAUGUGCAAACUCUUCUCCCGACGCUGUCCUCAAGACAGCCAACUCUAAGGCAUCGGGCUGUCUCCACUAUACGGCACCUAAUAGAAAAGGACCCAGUUUCCGUUAUUGAUGAACAAAUAGAAGAUAACUUGUUUCAUAUGCUGGAUGAAGAAACUGAUUCUGAGAUUGGGAAUUUGGCGCGUAACACAAUUAUGCGAUUGCUUUAUGCAUCAUGUCCUUUGCGACCAUCCCAUUGGAUAUCAAUAUGUCGUAACAUGGUUCUUGCUACGUCAACAGGAAGAAAUGCUGGGAUGAGUAGCAAUGUGGACCAUGAUCCUUCAAAUGGUGUAGAAGGUGAAGCCACGCUGAAUUUUGGAGAUGAUGAUGAAAACAUGGUUUCCAGCUCUAAAGGGAUGGCAAUAGAUGCUUACACUGUUAGCCCGAAUAGAGAUAAGCUUCUCAGAUACCGAACAAGACUUUUUGCUGCUGAGUGUUUGAGUUGCCUACCUGUAGCUGUAGGAACAAAUCCUUCACAUUUUGAUCUAUCAUUGGCAAGGAGACAACGUGUUACUGGACAGGGUUCCUCUGAUUGGCUAGUCCUCCACAUACAAGAGCUAAUAUCACUUGCUUAUCAGAUAAGCACAAUCCAGUUUGAGAGCAUGCAGCCAAUUGGUGUGGGACUUCUUUGUAGCAUUGUGGAGAAGUUUGAAAUGACAUCAGACCCUGAGCUUCCUGGACAUCUUCUGCUGGAACAGUAUCAGGCCCAGUUAGUAUCUGCUGUUCGCAUUGCCUUGGAUACAUCCUCUGGGCCUAUUCUUUUGGAGGCAGGCUUGAAACUGGCUACUAAGAUGCUGACAAGCGGAAUUAUUAGUGGGGAUCAAGUUGCAGUUAAGCGCAUCUUUUCAUUGAUUUCACGCCCACUGGAUGACUUCAAGGACCUUUAUUAUCCUUCGUUUGCAGAAUGGGUAUCAUGUCAGAUACAAAUAAGGCUUCUUGCUGCUCAUGCCUCUCUCAAAUGUUAUACAUAUGCAUUCCUGAGGAGGCACCACACUGGGGUCCCAGAUGAGUAUCUAGCACUGCUACCAUUGUUUGCAAAAAGUUCUAGAAUUCUUGGAAAGUACUGGAUUUGGAUUCUGAAGGACUACAGUUACAUCUGCUUCCGGUUGCAUCUUAAGAGAAAUUGGAAACCUUUCCUUGAUGGGAUCCAAUCACCUUUCGUUUCAUCAAAGUUGCACCCAUGUUUAGAUGAAACCUGGCCUGUAAUUUUACAAGCACUGGCACUGGAUGCAGUUCCUAUGAAUCUUGAUAUAAGUGGAACCAAACAAGCCAUUGAAAAUGAAUCAGCAAAUGCCACAGUAUCUGGGUACAGCAUGGUUGAAUUAGAGCCGGAAGAAUUUCGGUUUUUAUGGGGCUUUGCACUACUGGUUCUAUUUCAAGGACAACAACCUAGCCCUGGUAAACAAAUAAUACCACUGGGUUCUGCGAAGGCUAAACCGAGUGGCGAUUCACCAGUUGAAGAAACGAAUCCUCUGGGUUUGAAGUUGUAUGAGAUUGUGUUGCCAGUGUUCCAGUUUCUGGCAAUGGAAAGGUUUUUCAGUAUGGGAUUUCUUACCAUUGAUAUUUGCCAAGAACUGUUGCAGGUUUUCUCAUAUUCCAUUCAGAUGGAACAAUCAUGGAUAAGUCUUGCGAUAUCUGUUUUAUCACAGAUUGUGCAGAACUGCCCUGAAGAUUUUCUUGAAACAGAGAAUUUUGCCUACUCGGCAAUGGAACUUUGUUCAGCCUACCUUUUUAGAGUCUUUCAGAGUGCUGAUGCAAUUUCACCAGAUCAAUCAAACUGGGAAGACUUGAUUUCUCCAUUAUUUAUGACUGUGAAAACACUAUUGGGACACUUUGAACCUAAGAAGCAAUUAAAAUCAGUGUUGGCCUUUUUGUUGAUUGGUUAUAAGUGCAUCAGGGCAGCUUCAACUGAGUCAAGCUGCUCAAAAGUUCAUGAUUUUGUGCAGUAUGCCUGUUCUUUAUUCAAGAAACAUGUUGAUGAUAAGUCCAAACUUGGUGAUGAUUUUGUUCUCCAUUUGAAGACAAUUCUUCAAGCAUGUCUGAAAGAGGUUGCAAAGUUGACUAGGGACUGUGUCGAGGCCAUUCAUCUAGUUGAGAAAAAAAGGUCCAACUUACAUAAAAUGCUGCAAAUGAAGCUGGCAUUCUCUCUUGAGCAAAUAUAUUUAUUUGCCAAGCAGGCUCAUGAAAUUGAAUGUCUCAGAGAGAAUGAAGAUAGUAACCCCUAUUUCACUUUGCUAAAACAUUGCAUGGAAUGUUUCCAAGCUGUUCUCACGGAUUUCAAUAUACAGGUUCAAUUAAUUGGGAUGCAAGUUUUAAAAAGCAUCAUACAGAGAGGCACCAAUUUGGAAAGCAACUCCUUCCUAGUAUUCUUUGCUGGGGAGCUUUUUGUAGUUCUCUUCACUACAAUCCAGAAUACAUUGAAGAAACCCAUAACCAGGGAAUCAGUGGCUGUUGCUGGUGAGUGCUUGAGAAUCUUAUUGCUUCUGCAAACACUGUCCAAAUCCAGUGAGUGUCAGCGAGGUCUUAUUCAUCUGCUUCUGGAGGCCAUUGUCAUGAUUUUUUCAGCAUCAGAGGAUGGUCCUUCUGUGGAGGUCAAUGAUAUAAGAAGCACUGCCAUAAGGCUUGUUUCUCAUCUUGCUCAAAUGCCUUCCUCAGUAGUUCACUUCAGGGAUCUCUUGUUAGCAAUGCCUUUGACUCACAGGCAGCAACUUCAGGGUAUUAUACGUGCUUCUGUAACACAAGAUCACAGUUCAAUACAGAUGAAGCCCCCAACCCCAUCUCUAGAGAUUAAGUUACCAAUGCAAACAGAAGGACAGAGAGAGAAAGCUUCCCUACAAGUGCAAACAGAGGAAAGUAGAGAGAAAGUGUCCCCACAACCAUCCACCCCAGUGCAUUCUGAUGUGAACAGCGAGGAAGAGGAUGAAGAUGAUUGGGACGCUUUCCAGUCUUUUCCUGCCUCAACAAAUGCUGCUGCAUCUGAUUCAAAAGUGGAAAUUGUUGCAGAAGAAUAUACACCGGCUGAAAAUUCUCUUGUCUCCAAUUUUGAUACUAAAGAUGAUGACUUUCAAAAGUACACUGCUUCCGAAUCUUUCGACAGUGUGAAAGAGGCUGUUGCUGAAGAUAAUGAAGAGACCAGGAAAGAGGAAAUGAUAUCUGAUAACCUAGGUGACACAAAUGAGGUUGAAAAAAUCCAUGAUUCAGGAACUAACCAUCAAACCCAAGAAUACUCUGCUUCCCAAUCUUGCAACCAGGUGAAAGAGAGAAUGGGUGAAGGUCAUGGAGAGACCAGUAUAGAAGUGAUAUCUGAUACCCUUGGUGGCACAAAUGAGAUAGAAGAACAUCAUCACCAUCAAGAGGGAGGAGCAAUGUCAACCCAAGAAAAUAAAGGUCAGGCCUUGGCUGAUCUUGGACCUACUAAAGAUUCUGGAGAAUUGAGAGCAGUGAAUUUAGUGGAGGAUCAACAGUGGAGCAACGACAGCCAUGUCAAUAUAAAUGAAAUUCAGGCUUCCUCAGAUCCUUUGUCUCAUGAAAGAAUUUCUGACUCUGAAUCCUAUGGAGAAGCAGAUGGUAAAACUGAUAGUGAGGAGCAUCAAGAGAGUGGUAAACCUUCAGGUUUACAAAAAGGCCAAGAUGAAGCUGACGGAAAGUAAGGGUAGUCGUAGAGAAAUUUUGUGGAACAAACUGUUGCGUUAGGCACCACGGGCAAUCAAUUCUGUUUUGGAAAAAGAUCCAUGGUCGUAGCAGUCCUUAAUCAGAUCCCAAUUGAGUCUAUUACAUUCUGUUUCUAGAGAUGCACAAGCAUGAUGGAGGAGUGUACAAUCGUUGGGAGCUCAUUUCUACCUUUUUCUCUUGAGUAAUCUGUAUGUCGUAUUUCAGAUCAGCAUGCGCCGGGAUAUCCUAUUCUUUUCCUUAGACUGCAAAAAGUUUAGAAUUCUUGAAUUGCCCAUAUUUUGGUAUCAUAAGAAAAGAAAUCCCCAUAUUUAAGUUAGUAA